Cantharellus anzutake is the source of this 2019-nucleotide messenger RNA. RefSeq lists its product as uncharacterized. The transcript has 2 exons. Lineage: Eukaryota; Fungi; Basidiomycota; Agaricomycetes; Cantharellales; Hydnaceae. The coding region runs from base 259 to 1539 and encodes 426 amino acids. The record is from RefSeq and is a predicted model, not a curated record.
CACUACCUUCCUAUUACGGAAGAACAUCGGCCUCAAAAUCUGAGGCCAAAAAGUCCCCUGAAAGCGACCCAGUAGCCCCCUACAAGGCUAUUAUGCCAAUGGGCACUGGUCCGAGAAGGGGCUAGGAGUCGGGUACCUAUGGAUGUACCUCCCGUCAAACGGAUGUAGUUCCCCAGUACCCCGGGUAAUCCCGAAAAGGAUUAGGCCUAAAAGAGCCAUGAAGCACUACCAAGUGCCUCUCGUCCCACUCUCGUAAAAAUGGAGGUGCACCAGAAACUGGUUCCCUCCCAUGCCGCAGGUGCACGUACUACCCCUCCCCCACCACCUAGCCCAACCCACCACGCACUGCAAAACACUCCAACGGUGACCAGCGUGUUCGAUGUGGAUAUGAUAGCUCACACCCUCGGGAAUGACCCCAUCCCCGGGGCGAACCCCCAAUUCUCUACGCUCCCUAUAUCACUCAGCAACCACACGUGCCCCCCCAUUACCACGCCUCCCCGCCCCCAGGCUCUCACAAGUUCUACAUCUGAAACUCUGAAACGCCUCCGGUCCCCGGAAUCUGCAAAAAUCCAAGGCCCUACUCUUGCCCCACCCCGUGUUAUGUUCCGGGUCCCUGCUAACACCGACGACCCUUUCCUUGCAAACUACAAUACCCCAGUAGCCACAACGUUACCCGCUAACAUCCACCCAAAUCCGGCUACAACUGAUACCAACAGCUCAACCGACCCUCCCCACUUAACUCGCUCCCCUGCGCCCAUGGACGCCCCUGCACAGGCCACUGCCACCGCUCUGAGACCCCUAGAUGACAACCCAGAUUAUAACUACAUCGACCUCACGGGAGAGCUGGCCAACUUCCGUGCCCACGGAGCCCGCCCAGCUCGCAUCCUAGCAAACAUUGAUGAAACCUGCUUCAACCAGUGGAUUACGACUCCGAGAGCAAUCCUAAUCUACCCCCUCGAUGCUAAACAUAGUCCUGAGAACGACCACAAAACGAGGAACGACCUCACAAUCUUCCUAACCAGAGCCUUCCCCUUAUCCACCCCCUUCAUCAAGGUCUGCCCCCCCAUUGCCAAAGGAUAUGACCCCGCGGGGGCACCCUGGGGCUUCCUAAUCGAAGGUCUCCACCCCUCCCAUGCCCACCUUCUGGUGACCAGACACCUCUGGAUGAGCCGCUCUAUCUGCUUUAUUGCCAUUGAGCUGGCCACCUAUUGCCCGACAAGCUAUGUCGUGACCCUUAAAGACUUAGGUGCAAACCUCGAUGAAAGCGCAGUUGUCGCCGAUGCGGUAUCCCAGAAAAUCCAAGAACCAAACUCGAUAUUCAAAACUUUCCUCGAAAAAGCUAACAUCGACAAGGAUGAUAUCGCGAGGAUUGCCAACAGCUGUGUUGCAACUCCAAGAGGAUAUGGCCCUGCCACCCACCUCUCCCGUCUCACCGCGACAGAACGCAGGAUCCCCCAACCAACAUCGACGCAUCGAUGUGGGAGAUCCACCUUCCAUCCCCCUUCUUCCGCGUCACGGACUGUGCCCCAGGAACUAUGAACAACAUACAUGACCAAUGGACUGGCCUCUUCAAACUCUCAACCUUCUCGGGCGACACAACCGGAAAUGGCCGCGCUGUCGGUGGUCCAACCUAUCGCCACACAUGCAAGGCCAUUGACCACAUCUUCUCUGUCUGCCCGAUCCAUGACCACUAUGCAUGGCGCGAGCUCAACCCAUCUGCUGGAAAGCCAGAACCGGGCCCCUCAACUCCCCAGUCCCCCCCACCCAACCACAACUGGAAACCCCACGGAAGAGGCAGAGGAAAAGGAAGAGGCCUAGGCCCCGGCAACCAUGCCUGGUCCUAAUCUCUGUCCCACCGUAAAAUCCCAGCCAAGCCCUCUUCUCCUCCUCCUUCCCCAACCUUUAAACAGGAGGGAAUGUAGUCCGGCCCCCCAAUCAGCUGCUAACUACCUGUAAAUAUAUCAUGGCCGCAUUUCAUUUCCCUUCAUUCUUUUCCUCUCCCCUAAAAAUAUACAGUCC